AUGCGGAUCCCCGCGCUCCAGACGGAUCCAUGUGAUCUGUCGCAUCCGGCGUGCGAUCCUGCCUCGGUGCCUUUACCUCCAUCGCCACCGGAAUCACCACCCGCGGAGCGAACCGUGGGACCAGGUGAGUUGGAUGGCUCGGGCCGUUCCAGUCCCAGGUUAAUGGCCACUGCAUCUCCUAUCUCGUCAAGCCCGACCAGAGCCUCUGCCAUGUCCACGGCUCCCACGGAGGACGGUCCCCCAGUUUCUUUUGAGGAUUUUGCCACUCAAUAUCGCCAGAACCAGCGCAAGCAGGCCCAACGAAAGCGCCUGGAGAAGCGUCUGCGUGCCACCAAAGUUUCCAUCGGUGUAUCGGCCCGUCUGAUCCGCGUCGGGGCGACUGUGCAGCGCGGUCUCGUGGAAGCUUUGAAACAUGAUGACAAGGUCAAUUUCGCUGCUCUCUAUCACACACUCCAUGAUCUCCAGGAGUCCUGCGGUGCCGCCGUCCGGCGUGACGACCCACAGGACUGGGAUGACGAGCGCAAACUAUCCUCAUCCUCGGAAGCCGAGCUGGACCGUUCCCCGGAUUUCUUCCACCAGCUGAGUCCCCAGUCCCGGACGGACCUGCUGGAGAUCCUACGGCUGGUCCGUUCUGAUCCACAGUUCUUGGUCGAUCGUUUGCGCAGCUUGUCCUCGGCCCAGUUGACCGCAUUUACCUCACCCGCCACGGUUUUGGAUUCGGGUGACCCUGCAUUUUCUUCUUCGUCCCGGGCUCGGAACCAAGCUUUUUUAAGUCGAAACCAGGCCCAGUCUGCUUCAUUUAAGGACCAUGCUUAUGCCUUGGAGAGAACCGAUCCGCUGUCUAUUCUGCUUUGUAACGUUUUCGCCGCACCUUUGGAUCCCGAGACUCCGGAAUCCCGCCUGCGCGUGGACGUGUGGUCCUCCGUGUGUGCUCAACUAAUGUCCCACGGCAGCAGUAGAUACUACCCACUCAUCGGCCAAAUCCUCUCCUCGUGGGCCACGGGCAGCACCUGGAAAGCCCGGCCCAAGUUUGAGCUUUACCUUAUGGAUAUCCUGCAAACCGGUGCUUUUCUGUUGGAGCAUAUAGAUACCCCCGCGGGUUUGGAUUUUGCUUCCGAUGCCUUGGAUCCCUUGCGGACCGAUGUUGCAGAGGAGUUCUUUGCUUCUGCCGUGGAUGAUCUGUUCCAGGUGCUCGACGAUCCAGAUGGUGGCUUUCCUCGUGCUGUCUUGCAGUUUGCUAAAGCUGUCCUGCGGAAAUUGGACCAGCCAGAGGUCCGCAGCCGUUUCCUGGAGUUCUUGUUCGUUCAGUGGUUUUUCUCCAAGUUCCUCUACGGCGCCUUGACCUACCCUGAGACGCACGGUCUUCUACUAGACUUUCACAUUCGGAAGGAUGCUCGCGAGAAAUUGCUCGGCCAAGUUGGGCUGCGCGCCUACUCCCAGGUCUUUGCUGUUUUGCGCUCGAUGCAUCAUUUCUCGAUUCCCCGCCCGGCUAUCAGGGAGCGUGUUGAAAACAUGCUUUCUCAAUUCCAGAGCAUGACGCCUCCCGAUUCAUCCACUUUGGACUCUUCCCUCCCCAUCCAUAAACCGAGUCGGCGCAACUCUUCCUCAACUUUCCUGACAUUGUCUGCUACGGACGUCCUUACCCUCCUAGACGCUCUUUUCCCACACUCUCAUUCUCCUCAAUUAUCUCCAGCCUCGGCAGUUAUCCCUACUUGGUCAUCCAGCCAGGCGUCUUCCUUUAACCUCCGCUCAGAGCCGCACAUUGAACCGGGUUUUCUCCGUCCCAGGCAUGACACAGUCCCACGACCUGCCUCUCUCAAUGGAUCUUUAUUCUCGAUAGAAGCUCCCUCAAUAUCAGUCCCUGGGCAGGGACUCGGUCAAAAUGCAGCUCGGAUACGCUUCGAGCUGACGGACCUGGAUGACCCCAACGAGCAUCUGAGCUUAGAGCAUCCCUCGGAUGAACAUUGGACAAUCUUUUCUGUUGGCAAAGACGGCUAUGGUCUAACCUGGAGCCUACUCCCUGACUGCAGACCGGAGAUUUCCAAGUCCCUCAUCGCUGAGACCGACGAUGAUGCUCUGUCCACGGCUCUAGGGUUGGAAGAAAACCACGAAGCUUUGCAAACAGCCAUCGUGCGACUGAUCAAGGAAAAUCGCUUCCGUGACUCGGAUGACUAUGAAUUCCUUCCAAAUACUUCUCUGUCAACCCCUAAGUCACUGAAGCAGCGGUUCAACCAGGCCAUGGCUUAUUGCCAUCAUGAUUCAGACUUUGUUGGCGCACACUACUGGUGGAAUGCCUCUCGGCAGCUCCGACAGGGGAUGAGUACUCAUCCCUCGCGCGCUGCGGACGAUUCAUGGAUUCUGGGCCGCAUGCAUGACUCUUGUGUUCGCUCAUUGAGCCAGUCACGAGCUGUCAUUGAGCAGUGCGAGGGUGAUUUUGUGUCUCUUGACCAAAGUCUGCGUCGGCUGCAAAUCCAAGUCAAGGAAAUGGCGACCACCGCUGCCAAAGUCCGUGAUAAGAUGUGGUACAUGACGGACGUCAAAAAUUCCAUGAAGUACGAGGAAGCCAAACACGUGGCCAUGGCUCUGAAAACCAUGAUCUACUCUGCUCGGCUUUGCAGCCAAUUUCCGGAAGAGCAGCGAUCUCAAAGCAGCGCUCGAUCUCUGGGGGCGUCUUUGUUCCAAAAGCCCGAACUGCAAGUCAUGAAUAUGAUCAAGGCGCCGAGCAGCCAGGGUGGACCGAACAAGCUAUCCGAUGAGCAGGUAGACCUGACUCGAAAGUGGCUGUCCCACAAUGGAAUCGAGAAUUUCUGCAAAGGCGAAGAGCGAAUCCACCGUUUUUGCUAUGAAGUCCGCACAAGCAUCAACCGACUCGUGGGUGAAACCAUGGCGGAGACGCCGGUGCUGUGGGCAAGCGAACUAUUCCAGAGGGAACGGGCAAGAUACGAAGGUCACGGCACCCGUGGCUUUCCAGGACUCUCCAUGCCUACGACCCCUCGCCCUUCAACGACCGCUAGCGAGGAUCUUGUGCAUUCGUCUCACAUGUACGGCGCCAAUCUGACUAUGCCCGACCCGCUUUCUCGACUUUCUCAAGAUAGUCCAUCCUUGGGUCGGAAGUCUUCAAUUCAGAGCCUACUCUCCGAUAAAUGGCGACCUCCGCGGGAUCUCCCUUCCAUAGAUGUGUCUUCUGUCGGAGGAUCCCCGGGUCGUGCUGAUUCGACAUCGACGGGUGAUACCUGCAGCACUUUCUGGUCUGCGCCUCAACGCCAUCCCAUGUAUGCAGGCAGUGUGUCGAGCGUUUACUCGCGACCUUCGUCAAUGUUUAGCGAGACUGCUACACGCCAACCCCGUCGUACUGAACGCAAGACUCAUGGCAAAACGGCAUUCAUGGACGGCUUGAGACAGACUCUGACUAGUCUCCUCUUGAGUGAUUUGGGCUCCCCGGUCUGGAGCUGUGGCAGUGAAACAGACGCCUGGUUCACCGAUGCUCUCAACCAGAGGCGAAUCCGGACGCAAAUGCAGAGACGCGCUGCUAUCCAGAGAUUCUAUACCGACUAUUAUGAGCGGUCGAAACGUCUUGGAGAGCAGCGUGGACCUAUAAGAGGUCGGCGAAGCAGGUCUCUCGAUCCUCCCAGCGUGCAGGCACGCGGGUCAACGGGCACAAAUGCUUCGUUCAGAUCAUCGCAGCCAUCUUCCGAUGUGGACGGCCAAGCAGCUUUCUCAUACCAGGCGGUCUUCCAUCGCCUGAUUGAGGUGUUCUCGCGACACGGCAGCCCAUUCGUCAAGUUAAAUGCGUUGCGAGAUCUGCGAUCGCUGGUGAUUGCAUCGCUAAACUCGUCGCACGAGGCCGACUUCUCUGAUACGGCCACGGUGAUCUCAGCUGGCGAAAAUGAACGAAUGCGGGAAAGUCGGUCUCGACCGCGCGAUCGAUCUAGACAGCACAGCUUCUCAGAAACUCGUACGCCUGAGAUGCCACAAUUUGACGCCGGACUGCCUCCAUCUUCUCCGCCGGAGUCUGUCACUUACGGCUCCAGACGAUCCGACUACUCCACGCCGUCUGAAGAUCAAAUCGUCGGGAAAUUGCGCGAGCUCAUCCUCGAGGCCAAUCCCAAGACCCUGUUCCGCGAUCUGCAGUUCAUUUCAGCCUUUGUGUCUGGGGACCAGCUGAACAAGACCGACCGCGGCACAGCCUUCCUCCAAUUUGGGCUGGCCGCCCUGAGCCUCAAGGAGGAAAUCUGUCACAGCAUGGUCGAGAUCGCCGACCGCAUUGUUUCGGAAGAGCUCACGCGGCGCCACCCGCCCCCAGGAUCCGAAUUCUACCUGCGCCCGGCUCAUGCCAUUGAAGACGCCGCGGGCAUGUGGAUCAUCACCGCAAAAGAGGGCAACGCCGUCGCCCAGCGCGAGCUGGCCAUAUUCUACCUGACCCAUCCGGAGCUUCUUCCGCGCGUGACACUGCCUUUAACCCUCCCGCGCGAUACUUUCAAGGCGGAGAUGAUGUACCGUCGUGGUAAGGACUCCAAAUCCGACCCACAGAGCAUGUGUCUGGCGCUGCACUGGAUGCAGCUGUCGGCCAGUGGUGGUGACAUGCUUGCGCGCAAUCGACUACGUGAGCGGGAGGAGUUUGAUUCCAUUGCAUAA
Penicillium alfredii is the source of this 4635-nucleotide messenger RNA. RefSeq lists its product as uncharacterized. Bases 1 to 4635 code for a protein of 1544 amino acids. Lineage: Eukaryota; Fungi; Ascomycota; Eurotiomycetes; Eurotiales; Aspergillaceae. The record is from RefSeq and is a predicted model, not a curated record. The transcript is spliced from 3 exons.